AUGGUGGCCCCUGGCCAGGGAGGGGAGGGUGACGGAUGGUGGCCCCUGGCCAAGGAGGGUGACGGAUGGUGGCCCCUGGGCAAGGAGGGUGACGGAUGGUGGCCCCUGGGCAAGGAGGGUGACGGAUGGUGGCCCCUGGGCAAGGAGGGUGACGGAUGGUGGCCCCUGGGCAAGGAGGGUGACGGAUGGUGGCCCCUGGGCAAGGAGGGUGACGGAUGGUGGCCCCUGGGCAAGGAGGGUGACGGAUGGUGGCCCCUGGGCAAGGAGGGUGACGGAUGGUGGCCCCUGGGCAAGGAGGGUGACGGAUGGUGGCCCCUGGGCAAGGAGGGUGACGGAUGGUGGCCCCUGGGCAAGGAGGGUGACGGAUGGUGGCCCCUGGGCAAGGAGGGUGACGGAUGGUGGCCCCUGGCCAAGGAGGGUGACGGAUGGUGGCCCCUGGCCAAGGAGGGUGACGGAUGGUGGCCCCUGGCCAAGGAGGGUGACGGAUGGUGGCCCCUGGCCAAGGAGGGUGACGGAUGGUGGCCCCUGGCCAAGGAGGGUGACGGAUGGUGGCCCCUGGCCAAGGAGGGUGACGGAUGGUGGCCCCUGGCCAAGGAGGGUGACGGAUGGUGGCCCCUGGCCAAGGAGGGUGACGGAUGGUGGCCCCUGGCCAAGGAGGGUGACGGAUGGUGGCCCCUGGCCAAGGAGGGUGACGGAUGGUGGCCCCUGGCCAAGGAGGGUGACGGAUGGUGGCCCCUGGCCAAGGAGGGUGACGGAUGGUGGCCCCUGGCCAAGGAGGGUGACGGAUGGUGGCCCCUGGCCAAGGAGGGUGACGGAUGGUGGCCCCUGGCCAAGGAGGGUGACGGAUGGUGGCCCCUGGGCAAGGAGGGUGACGGAUGGUGGCCCCUGGGCAAGGAGGGUGACGGAUGGUGGCCCCUGGGCAAGGAGGGUGACGGAUGGUGGCCCCUGGGCAAGGAGGGUGACGGCAAGGAGGGUGGUGGAUGGUGGCCCCUGGGCAAGGAGGGUGGUGGAUGGUGGCCCCUGGGCAAGGAGGGUGGUGGAUGGUGGCCCCUGGGCAAGGAGGGUGGUGGAUGGUGGCCCCUGGGCAAGGAGGGUGGUGGAUGGUGGCCCCUGGGCAAGGAGGGUGGUGGAUGGUGGCCCCUGGGCAACGGGGGUGGUGGAUGGUGGGGUUGGGGGGGACAGCAAGGGAGAGGUGAUGGAGGGAAGGUGGGAGCAUACGGGGAACCAAGAGGCGGUGGUGCGGAGGGUAAGGAAGUGGAAGGCACGAGUCAUGAGUGUGGGCAGGUGUGUAGGCAGGUGUGUGGGCAAGUGUGUGGGCAGGAGUGCAGUAGAGACAGUGGGGGCGCUGCAGAGGAGAGUCAGGGUGAUGCUGGGCUGUUGGAGAAGGAGGUGAAAGAGUGGGUGGAGGCGGCGUGUGCGGUGAGGGAGGAGGGCGAGUGGAUGGUGGUGGUGGCGUGUGAAGACACGGGCGGUGGUAUUCCACCCGAGGAGCUGCAGUGGGUGCUGCACCCACACGGACAGUCGAGCCACUCAAUGAAUGACAGUGAGGAGGAGUAUGGAGAUCUCAAUGGCAAGGGGCAGCAAAAUCUCAUGGUGGCGGAGAUGCGGGGCGCCAUGGCAGUGCUGUCAGAUGCCGCCACAGGCACCACCAUUCUGCUGGCGCUGUCCAUGGGGGGAGGGGAGGACGCCGGCAGCACGGGAGUUGCGGAGGGGAGCAAGGAGGAGAGUGAGGAGGGAGUAGGGGAGUUGGGGGGGGCUGGUGAGGAGCGAGUGGAGCGAAAGAGCUGGUCGAAUGGAGGCAUGGAGGGGCCACCCAGUGCUGCAGCGCCUCUCCCUCACGCUCUUGCUGUGGCACUACCAGCGUCGCCACCGCACACACAAGCAGCAGCAGCAGCCCAGCCAGCCUCGCCGCUGGUGCGGGCACGCACAUUCCCAGAAGCGGAGUUGGAGAGGGCCGUGGGGGAGGCGGAGCGGGUGGUGCGGGCGGUGGUGGCGGGGCGGCGGGUGGCGGUGGUGGAUGACAACGCGGUGAACCGCAUGGUGGCAAGGAGAACGCUGCAGGGCUACGGGGCGCACGUGCUGCUGCUGCCCUCCGGGGAGGACGCACUGCAAGCGCUCUCCUCUGCCACGCCCUCCCCGCCCAUCCACCUGCUGCUCCUUGACCUCCACAUGCCACCCGGCAUCGACGGGCAGUUUGUCUGGCCAGCCUGCUAUCGUGCUCAUCACAAGCCCGGCCCCGCCAGCUCCUCCUGCACCUCCCACUCCUCCGGCCCCUCCGGCUCCUCCUGCGCCUCCUGCGCCCCCUGUGCUUCCAUCCUGGUCGACUGGCGCAACAACCCUCUGUUGGACCCUCUCAAGAACGAGGGGUUUGCUCAACCCGCCGCCGCUUGGGAUGACGACAAUGCGGGUGACGACGAUGUGAACCAUGAUGUCGGCAAUCUCCGAAUCCCACGCUUUCCGGAGGACCUCAUGCACGACAAGAAUGACUCGUACCGGGGCCACCUCACCGAUGUCGUGCUCACCAACUUGAAGUGGAACCGGGUGAUCCAGGCCAUCAUCCCAGGGGGCUGCACUCCUCUGCUGCAGCCCCUUGACGUGAGCGUGAACCGCUCAUUCAAGGCGCUGCUGAGUGAGAUGUACAACGAGUGGUUUGCCGAGAUCGGCAUCAACACGUUCACAAAAGCCGGCGAGGUCGAGGUGGCACAGGACGUGCACGUCGCCCCUGAAGUGGAGGAGUGGGUGAACCCCCUCUAUGCAACUGCCGCAGAUGACGAGGAGGCGGCAAAGGUGGUGGAUGUCGAGGAUGCCGGGGACCUCCCUGAGGAGGAGGAGGAGGAGGAGGAGGAGGAGGAGGAGGAGGAGGAGGAGGAGGAGGAGGAGGAGGAGGAGGAGGAGGAGACGACGACGACGACGACGACGACGACGACGACGACGACGACGAGGACGAGGAGGAGGAGGGUGGGCUGGAGGAGAACGUGGACGAAGAGUGAGGAGUAG
Molecule: messenger RNA, 2997 nt
Organism: Closterium sp. Yama58-4
Lineage: Eukaryota; Viridiplantae; Streptophyta; Zygnematophyceae; Desmidiales; Closteriaceae
Source: the annotation of a GenBank genome assembly